Messenger RNA from Strongylus vulgaris, 691 nucleotides. Lineage: Eukaryota; Metazoa; Nematoda; Chromadorea; Rhabditida; Strongylidae. The record is from the annotation of a GenBank genome assembly.
AUGAAAAAUUCAGUAAUAUCAUUGUUUCUAGGAGGGAUUUCGGUUCAAUGCACUCCAUAUUGCUGCUCGUCAUGGGAAGGUUGACGUGGUGGAGAAAAUCUUGCAGCUUGUUGGUGAUACAGCGUUCUUAGCCGAUCUUUACGGUACUUCUGAGGACGAUGCGCGGUUUCGUGCAGAAAAUAUCAUUGCAUCAUAUCUAAAUACUCCUGACAAGGGAAAUUGCGAUACUCCCCUCCACAUUGCUGCUAAGUUUGGGCAUGUCGAGGUUGUUAGAGCACUGGUAGGCCAACCAUUACUGGAUAGGCACUUCUUGAACAAAGAGGGACAAACCGCUUUGGAAGUCGCUUGUGCCCGUUAUACAGGAAGUGACAAACGGGAACGAAAAGCUGAAAUGGAACUUUUACUUGGAGGCUUUUUCGUCGCACUAUACCGCUCGACCGAUAACAGCAUACCACCGAAAGUUAUUCAGACAGAGAGUUUUCCAGAGCCAACUCUAUGUAAUGAUGUCAACGGGGUUUGUUCGCCUAUCUUGCCAGAUUUCAAGUUGGCUGCCUAUGCUGGUCCAUUUGGUAGCGAAAAGAAAGCAGCAGAGUUUUUCACUGCAUGGAUUAGCUCUGAGAAACAUCUGAGGCUCACUGAUACAGAUAAGGGCUAUGAACGUGUUGGGCGUGAACUCAGCACGAAGCACAAG